AUAAUAAAAUAAUCUGAAUCUAUAGAAAUAUAUCGUUGUAUUACGAUACAUUAAAAAAUAUAUUAAUAUAUAUGAAUUAUUAGCUAAAUAUUGACAAAUCUGAUGAUAAGUCAGGAUACAUAAAUACGCAGUUACAGAAAUAUGUAGUAGAAUAUUUCCUCCCUGCCAAAAGUAUAGAAGAAAAUUGAGUCGUGAAAAAUCAACAUGGAAAACAAGAAGAUUUACAUUCUGCGCGAAAUGCUAUAAAUAUCUGAAACAGAGACAGAGGCAGAGGCAGAGGCAGAGGCAGAAACAGUCUACUGAUCCUUUAUCUAUUUCGAAAAAAAGAGGACUUUGUUGUCUUCCAUAUUGAUUUUUCACAAACUAAUCUUAAAACGGUUUUCCCUAGCAAGUGUUUAUGUGAACAUGAUUAACAGUUGCGAAGGAAAAGAAAAGGAAAAAAGAAAAAAAAAGGGAAAAAAGAAAGAAAAAAAGAAAUAAAUAGAAGUACAAUAGCUUUAAAUGGAUAGAAUCCAAAAAUAUUCUAUGCAUCGAAAACUAUUGGAUUGUAAUAAGAAAAGGCAGUAAUUUUAUUUUUACUCAUAAAGAUUUCAGUAUUAUAAUAUCUCGUAUGUUAUAGAGGUACCUACAUAUCUAAUUAAAUGAUUUUUAUUAAACAUUUCUGUUCGUAUGAAUAUAAAAUUCUGACAUAUUUUCUAUAAACAUCUCUCGAUAUUUACAGAAAUUAAAGCAAUAUUUAAUCAUGAGUCUUCAGUGGUCUUUAAUCGCUGGAUUUCUGUAUGUCGAAGUCAUAAUAGUUUUACUAUUGGUGUUACCAAUAAUUUCGCCUACAAGAUGGCAGAAGAUUUUUAAAUCCCAGUUUUUAAAAAGUUUAAGCGAUAGAGCAUCAAUUUAUUUCUUAAUUUUGCUUGCGAUAUUAGUUGUGAUUUUAUUAGAUGCUAUUAGAGAAAUGCGAAAGUAUUCAACAGUUGUAGCUGUAGAGAGAGAUCAUCAUCAUGUCGAUGCCGGAUUGCAAGGUAGUAUGAAACUAUUCAGGGCGCAACGUAACUUUCAUAUAUCUGGUUUUUCACUGUUCUUAAGUCUCGUUAUACGUCGUCUUGUAAUUUUAAUCUCUAAUCAAGCCGUUCUACUGGCACGAAGUGAAGCAGUUACGCGUCAAGCUGAAUCGGCAACUACAACAGCGAAACAUUUGUUGUUACAACAAAAAAUUAGCGGAGAGACUGUUCAGAAUGACUCGUCCGAAGCUCAUGAUAAAGUAACAUUAGAAUGGAAAGCUCAGAUUAACGAAUUACAAAUAAAAAAUCAAGAAUUGGAAAAUCAACUUGCGAGAGAAAAGAAAGAUAAAGAAGCUAUAAAGUCGCAAGCUGAAUCCCUUGCCAAGGAAUAUGAUCGGUUAAACGACGAAUACAGCAAAUGCGUCCAAUCAACUAGCGAUAAAAAAAGUGAUUAAAUUCCUUUUAUUUCCUUCUUAUACUCUGUUCUUCUAUGUAAAAAUUGCUUUCGACUGAUAUCUCAUAUUAUAGAGUUCUGUCGCCCUGUAUAUCUAUGUACUGUAUAGAUAAUAAGAUAAGUAAGAAUAAAUUAUUUAAUAUAUAAUUAUACGUUAGAAAUCUAUGUAUAAUUAAUUAACACAUUGAUAUGUGUUAUAAAAACGCUUAAAUAUAUUUACUCGAUACCGUA
Messenger RNA from Bombus huntii, 1680 nucleotides. Its product is annotated as B-cell receptor-associated protein 31-like. Bases 743 to 1450 code for a protein of 235 amino acids. The transcript is spliced from 6 exons. Gene Ontology annotation, biological process: endoplasmic reticulum to Golgi vesicle-mediated transport; intracellular protein transport. Gene Ontology annotation, cellular component: endoplasmic reticulum membrane; endoplasmic reticulum. The record is from RefSeq and is a predicted model, not a curated record. NCBI's taxonomy places the organism in Eukaryota, Metazoa, Arthropoda, Insecta, Hymenoptera, Apidae.